AUGAGCGGCGCGCAAACUCGUCCGAGAGUGUCAUCGUCCACCAUCUCGUUAGAAAGACUGACUCCAAUCCUCCAGCCCGCAAUUGACGGCCUAGCCAGCUGCCGCCGUAACCCUCCAGCGUCUAUCGAAGAAGCGUCCGGAGCCACCGAACAUAUCCUUUUAAUACGUCAUACGCUUAUCGAUGACCACCAGCCUCAAGAAGCAAAGAGCCUUUUCCGUCAGCUCAAAGGGUUCGAAAAUGUCUUAGGCCUCUUAGCCUAUUUGGCAGAUCUAUACAAUCCAGACACGACGGGGGACGCGGACGGGAAACUACUUCUGUCAAUUGUCAAAGAUUCCUUAGGCAUAGUUGCGGAAAGCUUGAAGGAUGACCCAGGGAACAAACGAUAUUUCGGCAAACGUGAUAAUGGAGGAGGAAUUGUGGCGUAUGAACGGAUACUCUCAGGCCUAGCCGUCAAACUGAGUAGCACCCAGGAUGCAGAGCUCUUUUAUGGUGGCCUUUUGGCUGCUGGCUUGGGGCAGGAAACCAUGUCACAGUUCUUCACGACUGUUAGAAAAAAGGCAGAGGACUCUGGUUCAAACAACCUGCUUUCACUCUCCGAGUUGGUCAACCGUACUUUGGGAAAUGGAGAGGUUGUAGAAAAUCCAGAAUUUUUUGGGGCCUUAUUGCGAUUAUGGCUGGCACAAACCGUUGAACAGGAGACCUAUCCAAUCCUUCGGCUUUCGGUCCCACUAUGUCUUACUCGUCUUGCUUCAUUAUCCCAACGGAAUUGCCUUGCUCUUCAUUCCACAGGAAUCCUCUCUCCGCUCUUAACCCUCGUAACAGUUCCCGAACGGUCAAAGGAUGAACUAGAAGCAUACCUGAAAUUGGCCACAAUUUUAUGCCAGCAUGGAGUUAACUCCCUACAGGAUGCUAUACAACUCUACCAAAAGGCGCAAAAAGUACCACAGGUUUCCAGGUUUCUGUUAGAUGCGUUGAAGUCUUCAAAAAGCCCUCCUUGCGUACACUUCGACCUUUCUUCCCAUGGAUACAGUUCAAUUGAGCUGCCAACCUUAGGGAGGCCAUUUCCAUCUAUCACCUCUAGUGGUUAUACUCUAACCAUCUGGGCAAGGGUUGACAAAUUUGAACCAGACACCCAUACUACACUGUUUGGUGCCUAUGAUGCUUCACAGACAUGCUUCGUUUUAGUCUACCUUGAGAAGGACACUCAUAACCUUAUAUUGCAAACCUCAAUUAAAGGUAUCAGACCCAGUGUUCGUUUCAAGGCCACCAAGUUCCUACCUGGCCAAUGGUACCAUAUUUGCAUUGUGCAUAAACGGCCCAAAACACUGUCUUUAUCUCGUGCACUUCUCUUUGUAAAUGGUGAAUUUGCAGAACAGCUCAAAGCGGACUACCCAGUUGUACCAAAAGCUCGUCCGAACCAAAAACAUCCCCAAAUCCAAGCGUUUUUAGGAACCCCUCGGGACCUUGCUGUUAGAGUCGGGAAAGGCAUAUCUUCCUCGAAAUGGUCACUCGCCUCUGCUAUCCUGUUUGAUGAAGCGUUCAAUGAUGACCUUAUCGCUGUGCUUUGCCAUCUUGGGCCUAGAUAUUAUGGAAACUUUCAGGAUUGUCUAGGCUCUUUUCAGACAUAUAGGGCGUCUGCGACCUUGAAUCUACGCAAUGAGAACCUUCAUGCUGGCAAGGAGGAUCAGUCAGACAUUGUUUCCGUCAUUAGACAGAAAGGUAGCAUUUUGAUUCCUGAAAACUCUGUCCUGCUCAAUAUAUCGCCUACUUCGGUCAUGGAUGAUGAUGACACUAAUAAUAUUGAUGAAUCACAACUGGUGAAAUCACUCUCAAAAAGCGCUGGCAAGUCUUUAACCCAACUUACCAAAGUUAAGGGAAAUUCUGUGGUUAUCAAUGGAGCCGUUCCCGCAAUUAAUGACGCCUUAACACAACCUCAUGGUGUUGCAAUACUUACAGGGGAUCCUGUUGUUAUAGUUCCGCAAUCCUUAGAUGAUGUGAGUUGGCGAAUUGGUGGCUGUGCGGGCGUCCACCUCAGUUUAGUUGAAGCAGCAACUGCCCGCGAAUCACUUCGUCUUGCCCUAGAGCUGCUCUUUGAGGCUGUACAGGACAACUGGAGAAAUAGUGAGGCCAUGGAAAAGGAGAAUGGAUAUGGUAUACUCGCCAUGCUUCUACGAGAAAAGCUCGGGUUUGCAUCACCUGUCCAGAGUUCGCCGUUGAAAACAAGUACGGUGUGCAACACUACGCAAGAACGGAAUGAGGCAUCUAUGGAGCUUUUGAUACCCAUCCUUAGAUUCGUAGGGUACGAUUUUGAGAACCCGAAAAAAUCUUUAAUAAUAAAUCCACUGGCAUACCGGAUCCUACUAAUUGACCUGGAUAUAUGGAGACAAGCUGAUUUACCAUUGCUGGAGAUAUACUAUUCCCAGUUCCGAACUUUCUGCCUGGAGAGCCAAUAUCACAGGUUCAAUUCAAAACGGCUAUCCAGAAUGCGUGUAAUAAAAAGGCUUAUAGAGGCCCUGAAGGCAGAAAUUUUCACAGCAGCAACUUUGAAGCUAUUCGUGGCGGCAUUCAAAAGUCUAGUGGGCGCUUGUAUGACCGCAGAAGUCCUUCGUUCUGUAUCGCUUUUCAUUACGUUCUCUAUACACUCGGCAAAGCAGCGCGUGAACCAAGCCAACAAAAACAAAACUACUCGCCUUGACAUACGGUCCCGGCGACCAGGAAAUUUGCACACUGAUCAUGUCCCCGGUUACAUUUCAAAGGAACAAAUUGGGGUGGAAAUUUUGCGAGUUUUCACCGAGGUCUUUUGCAACAGCGAAGAUACUGUCAGUAUUCAAAAAUUUGCGAGGACAGUCACUAAUAAGUGGCUCUUAUAUCUCCUCUCAGAAGAUAACCCAGACGUAGUGAUAUUGGUCACGAUGAUUUUAUCUCGUCUGUUUAUCGUCCAUGGCACUGCUUAUACCAAAAAAUUUGCAGAGAAGACAGGUGGAUUUGUGGUGAUGCGCCAUCGUCUUAAAAGAUGGUGGAACUUAGCGCCAUUGUGGCCACUAUGUUUCUCAAUUCUCUUCGGCCUGGAUCCAGGUUUGAUUAACUUGGAUAGAAAUUCCGGCCCCUCAGACCUUCAGCGGUUAUUGUCGUCCCCUGAGACUCUCAAAGUGUCAUUUCCAGAGGUUCUCCCUGUUAUUACAGGAAUGCUCCAGCUUGGCUUGAAAGCAACAGUGAUGCCUAGGGGUAGCUCCCCGUCUAUCCAUCCAGAGGAUGAUGACAGUGUAUAUGUGGUUCGUCCUAGAGCGGAUUCGGGGAGCAGCUCAUUGCGUUCAGAAGCUACCACCGCUGGGCCUGUAUCUUCAGACCAGGACAUUUUAAAGGCAGUUGUUGAUUUUCUGGCUCGUAUACAUGAGAAGUCUCAAAAUUUUCGAGAUUUUACAGUGACAUCCAAUUAUGUCGAAGAACUCCUGCGUGCUUUAUACCCUGUAGUGGUUGGCUCCGAUAUAGUUAAUGCGGGCUUUGAACUAGAGUCCAAUUCAGAAGGGCUCAGAUUUGGUGGUGACAUGGUUACGAUUCAACCGCUUCAAGGCGCGAGACCUAUUGUGCGCACUAGCACAGUUGAGGGGACAGAUACUCAAGGUAAUGAGCGUGAGCUUCACCGGUCAUCAUCGUUUAUUCUGGUAUCCUCGAAUAAAUCGAAAUAUUCCCCUUCUCCUGCCCGGUUACAACAGAUUGUAACGCCUGUGCACGAUGCCGCAAGCCCCCACCCAACUAAUCCUGUGGCCAACGAUAUCCUUGAUAUUCUUCUAGCUGUUUACACAGACCAGCUGUUCGGGCGCAAGGAGUUUCCAGGCUUGCUAUUAUUUGCCCGGAUCCCUCCUGGAUUUGUGGAACACCAGAUAUUUUUCGAGUCCUGGAUUCUUAAGAAUCUACUUGCACAUCUAGAAGCAAAGAUUUCGAAGCAUAAGAAAAUACUUAUCGAACCCCGUGUGCUGAACAAUCUGUCUCGGCUGCUCUCCUAUGUAGCUGACGCCGUUUACGGUGGAUGGUUCAUUGAUGGAGCAAUAGCUACGUUGAACUUUAUUGGUCCCGUUCUCGAAUAUUUACAGGAGCCAGAUAUUGCUUCUUUGAAAAGUGUCCGGCUUUGUAGCCAGACAAUUGCAGGCAUUCGCUCGACAGUGUUUCGGACCGUACUCCUACGGCUUUCUGCAGCCGAAGGGCAAAACGCUUACUCCUUUCUACAGCAGCUCACAUACUGGCAAACAGUCCUUUUAUCUCAUGAAGAAUCUCCCAACGAGCAACUGCAGCUAAUAUAUUAUUUAUUAUAUUCCAAAAUUGUGACGGAGAAAGAAGAUGUGCGCGUGGCAGCAGCUGGGUUGUGGAGAAUCACCCUCGUGCAAAAACCGUCAGAAACCUCUGCCAUCCUUGGUCAGGCCACCCCGUCGCUCCAUAGGCGGCUUUCCCUAGGCUUCCAGAAACUUGUAGGGAUGGACGAUGAUAGCUUCCUUCAUUGGAUUGAUGACCAGCGGGAUGACCUCGACUGCUUCUUCUUUGGUGCUUUGUGCAAGGGCUGGGAAAGUUUCGUCCGUGAUGAGAAUACUAAGACUCAAGAAACGGCGCGUAUAAGAGCAUCGAAAAGAAAGGACAAAUUAAGGCAAUGGACGCAGAUCGAGUCAGUAAAUGAAGAGAUCCUGCGUAAGCAUGGUAUCACCUUCGGACAUUGGACAGCCAAUAUAUCCGUGUCGGAAGGUUUAAAGCAUCAACGAGCAGUCCAAGAUCAACAAGACGAUUUUAAUUUCAUGGCCUCUGCUUUUUCCAGGAUGUUCACAAAUUUGAGGCGCGAAAAUGGCUUCCUAGCCACCCAAACCAAGAAUAACUGGCGUCUAGAUCAGACAGAGGGGCGCAGUAGAAUGCGUUUACGGGUAACGCCAGAUGAUUCAACUGGCAAACGGGAUUACCAGCCAAAAAGAAAAGUUGCCAAUGAUACCCCUGAAAUAAAAUUGGAUGUUCGCACACGUACUGCGUCAAAUAGUGAUAUCAUUACUCUGUCACCAUCUACUAUUGUGCCUGAUUCUGUCGACACAGAAUCUCUUGAUAACGAGGCCGAAGAUAAAUCAGCCACCGAGGAUAGCUUUGAGUUGAUAGAUGAGCCAACCGGUAAUGACCCUUACGAAGAUAAGAAUCGUAAAGUGAUGAAAAAUCUUCAACGAGGCGAUCAAGUACAAUAUGUUUGCAAUAUCUCCCGCAUUAUUGGACUGGAGGCCUGCGAAGGUCUUUUGAUACUCGGAAAAAUCAGCCUCUAUAUAAUGGAUAAUUUUUUCCAGCGCGCCGACUGCGAGAUUGUCCAUGUGUCCCAAGCGCAUCCUGAGGAAAGAGAUCCUUACGUCCGCGUGAUUUCUGGCAGAGAGUCUGAUGAUCGGAAACACAAUAACGGGGCCCAUAGAUCUCGAAGCUGGAUUUGGGCCGACGUUGUUAGUGUGUCGAAGCGCCAAUUUCUCUUCCGUGACGUUGCCUUGGAAAUAUUCUUCUCUGACGGGCGAAGUUACUUACUUACCCUCAUCUCAGCUAAGUUACGCAACGAGCUAUACAACGAGUUGACGUCUCGGGCACCUCAAACGCAAGGGAACAGCAGUUCAACAGAAGACUCGUGGCGCUUUGAAACUUUGCGCAGUGAAGGGAACAACUCACAAUUCUUUGGAUCAAAACUUGUAAACGUCUUCAGCCAGAUGCCUUCACACCCAGCAACACGGAAGUGGCUGAAGGGCGAGAUGUCAAAUUUCCAUUAUCUGAUGCUCGUCAAUACACUUGCAGGCCGAACUUUCAAUGACUUGACUCAAUACCCUGUAUUUCCGUGGGUGCUUGCUGAUUAUACCAGUGAAGAACUCGAUCUUACAAACCCAAGAACUUUCCGCGACCUUUCGAAACCUAUGGGAUGUCAGACGAUAACGCGCGAGGCAGAUUUCAGGAGCAGAUAUCAGUCAUUUGCAGAAAUGGGUGACGAAAACGCUCCGCCCUUUCACUACGGGACUCACUAUUCUUCUGCUAUGAUUGUGUGUUCAUACCUGAUACGACUCCAGCCAUUUGUAAAAUCUUAUCUACUCCUACAAGGUGGAACAUUUGAUCAUGCUGAUCGCCUGUUUUUCUCGAUUCCCGAUGCGUGGAACUCUGCAUCACGGCUGAAUAUGACCGAUGUUCGAGAGUUGAUACCUGAGUUUUUCUACUUGCCAGAAUUCCUGUCAAACUCCAAUAACUAUGACUUUGGGAUACGACAGAGUACAGGCCAAUCUAUUGACUCUGUGGAGCUUCCUCCAUGGGCAAAAGGAGAUCCAAAGAUUUUUAUAGCUAAACAUCGUGAGGCGCUUGAAAGCCCGUUUGUUACCCGCAAUUUACAUCAGUGGAUUGACUUGAUCUUCGGUACUAAACAACGAGGCGAAGCGGCCCUUGAAGCCGUUAAUGUUUUUCACCAUUUGUCUUACCGUGGCGCCAAGGACCUUGACAGCAUUGAAGACCCCAUGGAGAGAUUAGCAACCAUAGGAAUUAUUCACAACUUUGGCCAGACUCCCCAUCAGGUAUUUCAUAAACACCAUCCAGGCCGGGAAGAGAUCCAAAACAAACCUAUUCGCCUAGAUAGCUCUGCAGAUUCAUUAACCCGUCUACCAUUUACUCUAUUAGAUAUUCAAGAGCGAGUGUCUUCCCUGUCUUUCUCAGUAAAGCAAGACCGCCUCCUAUGUGCAGCAGCAUUUCGGCUUAACAUCCCCCCAGCAUAUGACCGAUAUAUGGAGUGGGGAUUCUCGGAUGGCAGCGUCCGUUUUUAUGCAGCCGAGUCAAGAAAGUUAAUUGGCCACUUCGAACAUGUCCACAUCGGCCAGCUUUCUUCUGCGAUUUUUGCCGAUUCCCAGACCUUGAUUACUGCUGGCACCGAUUGCACCAUAGCCGUCUGGUCAUUCACAUCAACAUCUCGAUCUGUUGAUCUCCUGCCAAAAGCCUCCCUUUUUGGUCAUAGGUCACCUGUCACCGUCCUUGCUGUUUCAAGGUCAUUUAGCACGAUUUUAUCUGCUUCUAAGGAUGGUCAAGUCAUGCUAUGGGAUCUUAAUCGACUAGAGUUUUUAAGAGAAUUAUCAACUGGACCACCAGUUAGCUGCGCCCGGAUCAAUGAUGUAACAGGAAAUAUUGCUGUUUGCCGUGGCAAUAUGGUGUGCCUUUUUACUUUGAACGGUACUCUUCUUCUCGAAAGGCCUGUUUGCGAACAGUCAGACGAUAAUGUCCUCUCCUGUGCUUUCUAUGAAGGGGCUGGCAAUGAGUGGUUAGAACGCGAACUAUUUUUCACAGGCCAUCGGAAGGGUCUAGUAAAUAUAUGGAGCAAGUGCAUCAGAAAUGGGGUGUUUGAGCUGGAUCUCAUUCGUCAGCUUCACCACGUAAACACUUCGCGUGGCGAUGGAGCAGCAGCUCUUGCAGGAAUCACAUGUGUUCUUCCCCUCUCACAUGUUGUAUAUACGGGUGAUGAAUCGGGGCAAGUUUAUGAGUGGAAUUGUGUGCAGCGUCAUUAG
Molecule: messenger RNA, 7530 nt
Organism: Nannizzia gypsea CBS 118893
Lineage: Eukaryota; Fungi; Ascomycota; Eurotiomycetes; Onygenales; Arthrodermataceae
Product: WD repeat and FYVE domain-containing protein 3
Exons: 8
Coding region: 1-7530 (2509 amino acids)
Molecular function (GO): protein binding
Source: RefSeq, a predicted model, not a curated record